AUGGAGGCUGUGGUGAGUGCUUCGCAUGGCGCUUUCGGGCCCCUGCUUGUGAAACUCAAUGAUUUGCUCGCCGGCGAGUACGCCCGACUGAAAGGGGUCCGCCGUGAGAUGCGCUCCCUCAGGUCUGAGCUUAGCAACAUGCAUGCUGCGCUCCAGAAGUACACGAUGCUACAAGAUCCCGACAUCCAAGUGAAGGCAUGGAUAUCGGAGGUCAGGGAGUUGGCCUAUGAUACCGAGGACUGCGUUGACAAGUUCAUUCACCGCCUCGGCAGUCCAGGCACCAGGCACCACCACCACCGCGGCAUCAAGGAGUUCUUCCGCAGGAGCGCUCGUCGCCUGAAGACACUUGGAUCUUGGCGCCAAAUUGCCAAGCAAAUUGUUGAACUCAAGGCUCGUGUUAUGUCAGUGAAAGAUCAGAGGACUAGCUACAAGCUUGAUGAUAUGGUUUGUGGCACUUCUGGUCAUGCAGUUGUGGAUCCACGUCUGGCAGCUCUUUUUAUCGAGGAGGCACAUCUUAUGGGUAUUGAAGAUCCUAGAGAUGAUCUUGCCAAGUGGGCACUAGACGCGGAAAACAGCUUGGGCACGCGUUGCAGGGUGUUGUCUAUUUUUGGAUUUGGUGGGUUGGGAAAAACAACACUAGCAAAUGAAGUCUACCGUAAGAUCAGAGAGCAUUUUCAUUGCCAUGCUUUUGUAUCCGUAUCGCAAAAGCCCGAUGUUAGAAAAAUCAUCAAGGAUAUAAUCUCCCAAGUGCCAUGCCACGAUGGAUUUACAAAGGACAUUCAAUUUUGGGAUGAAAAGAAAUCCAUUGAAAAGCUAAGGGAGCUGCUACAAGAUAAAAGGUAUCUUGUCAUUAUUGAUGAUAUAUGGUCAACAUCCACAUGGAAUACUAUCAAGUGUGCUUUUCCAGAAAAUAAUUGUUCAAGCAGAGUUAUAACGACCACACGUAUUUUUGACGUAGCAAGCUCAUGUUGUCAAGUUGGGGAUGAUCACAUCUAUUAUAUGGAACCUCUGAGCGAUCUUCACUCUAAGAAGUUGUUUUUCAAUAGGAUCUUCGGCUCUGAGGAUUGCUGCCCUGAUAUAUUGAAAGAUCUUUCCGAUGCAAUCUUGAGAAAAUGUGGAGGUCUACCAUUGGCAAUAAUAAGUAUAUCUGGUUUGUUGGCAAGUAGACCAGCUGUAAGAAAUGAUUGGGAGAAGAUUCGGAAGUCGAUUGGUUUUGCACUUGACAAGAGUCAAAGUCUAGAGGGCAUGAAGAGCAUACUAUCCCUUAGCUACAGUUCUCUUACACCUAAUCUCAAGACAUGUUUGUUGUACUUUAGUAAUUUUCCCGAGGAUUACAAGAUUGAGAGAGAUACAUUGGUUAGGCGGUGGAUGGCAGAAGGCUUUAUUUCUGAAGAGCGUGGGCAGAGCCGACAAGAGGUUGCAGAGAACAAUUUUUAUGAGCUUAUCAACAAAAGCAUAGUCCAACCAAUGGACAUUGGUUAUGAUGGUAAGGCUCGUGCAUGUCGAGUCCAUGACUUGAUGCUUGAGUUUGCUAUUUCAAAGGCGGCCGAAGAGAAUUUCAUCACUGUGCUAGGUGGCCAAAUGGUGUUACCAAAUUCCAAUUGUUAUAUUCGACGAUUAUCAGUCCAACACAUUAACUCGGAGCUUGCAUCGACGUUGGCAAGUAAAGAACUGCACCAUGUUCGGUCUCUUACAGCCUCGGGCUGCAUCAAGCAAAUGCCUAACCUUGUUGAGUUUGAAAGUUUGCGUGUAUUGGAUUUUGAAGGUUGUGAGGGUUUGAAGGGGUAUGAUUUGAACAAUAUCAACAAACUUUUCAAACUAAAGUACCUUGGCCUUCGGAGUACAUGCAUAUCAAAUGUACCAUCAGGAGUUGUAAUGCUGCAUGAUCUGGAGACACUAGAUCUGAGGGAUACAUAUAUCCAAGAGUUGCCUGCUGGAAUCGUCCAGCUCAGUAAACUACAAUAUCUUCUCACUGCAAGAUGUGUUUUUUAUGGGGAAACAACGAUACCAAGUGGGAUUGGAAAGAUGAAGAGCUUAUGUGAGAUCUCGGGCUUUAAUAUAACAACGAGUUCAGUUGGAGCGGUGGAGGAGCUCGAGAACUUGACCAAUUUGACUGAACUCCAUGUGGUGUUCAACGGUGGAGGAUCUGACAAGUACAAGAGGCAUGAAGAGAUGUUGCUUUCCUCACUAUGCAAGCUUGGCAGGUAUAGUCUCCAGUCCUUCAGGAUACAAAGUAAAGAUUCAACUCCCCUUGACUUCUUAGAUUCAUGGAGCCCUCUGCCAUCGUCGCUACAAUUGUUUAUUAUGAGUACCAGCUAUUAUUUGCCAAAACCUCCAAAGUGGCUUGCACCAACAGUGACCAGCCUUACACAUCUCAACAUCAAUCUGAGUGAAAUAACGGAGGAGGAUAUCAACAUACUUGGAACGAUGCCUGCUUUGAUUUCAUUGGAGUUAUGGUUUAAGACUAUUCGAAAAGAAAGACUUAUUGUACAAGGCAAUGGAUUCCGCAGCUUGAAGGAAUUCUACUUUAUUCAUAGUUACUAUUUCGCAGGUGCAAGAUACCUUCUGUUUGAGGAAGGGGCAUUGCCAAAGGUUGAGAAGCUUCAAGUGCCAUUCUAUGUGUCAGUAGCAGAAGCCUAUGGCUUAUACUUAGGUAUUGAGCACCUCCCAUGUCUAAAAGAUGCAGAAGUUAGUAUUUACAAUGAGGGGGCCACAGCUUCUGAAAGCAAGGCUGCAGUAGUUGCCAUAAGAAAUGAGGCAAAUGCCCAUCCCAACCAUCCUAGAGUAACUAUCUUCGGACAAGAGAAAAUUUCAUUUCAUUUUCCGUGA
Messenger RNA from Triticum aestivum (bread wheat), 2829 nucleotides. Its product is annotated as disease resistance protein RGA5-like. Gene Ontology annotation, molecular function: ADP binding. Gene Ontology annotation, biological process: defense response to other organism. Bases 1 to 2829 code for a protein of 942 amino acids. NCBI's taxonomy places the organism in Eukaryota, Viridiplantae, Streptophyta, Magnoliopsida, Poales, Poaceae. The record is from RefSeq and is a predicted model, not a curated record. The transcript has 2 exons.